UCAGGGGGGGGCACGGCAGCUGAGCACGGACAGACAUCUGGACGGGCUGGUGAGGACAAGUGCGACACCCAAUGCACGUCUGGCUCUCUCAUGGAUAUCUCAGCUGCAGGUUACUCCUUAUCCUUUUAUGAGUUAGACACGUACACGGACUUCAGCGGCUAUGGACGGACGUACAUGAGCAAUUUUAAAGAGCCCGAAGCUUCCUGGGAUAUCACACCUCCUCAUCUCUGGACCAAGGAUCAGGUUUGGCAAUGGCUUCAGUUCUGCUGCGACCAGUACAAGCUGGAUGCCCACUCCAUCCCCUUCCAGAGGUUUAACAUGGAAGGCCAUGAGCUGUGCAGUAUGAGCGAAGACAACUUUAAGGAAAACGGCAUCCACGGCGAGCAGCUGUUUCGUAUUUUGCAGGCCUACCGACUGAAUGAUUUGUCAACCAUCCAAGACCUACAUAUGGAUGACUAUUGUGGACCUGAGAGAUCUGUGGAACCCGUCACACCGAGACCCUGCCCUAAGGUUCCCUUAGAACAAAGAAAGAACUGUACUUCAAACCUCCAGCUUUGGGAAUUUGUACGCAACCUUCUGCUGAAUCCUAACCAGGACAUCUUGGAAUGGGAGGACAAAGAGUCGGGCAUUUUCCGAGUGCUGAAGUCAGAGAAACUGGCACAACGCUGGGGCCAGGCAAAGAGAAAUGGCAGAAUGAACUAUGAGAAGCUCAGUCGAGCCUUAAGACAUUACUAUAAAACUGGCAUUCUAGAGCGGGUCGACAGGAGGCUGGUGUACAAAUUUGGCAAAAAAGCCCACGGAUGGAGGGAAGGCCAAGACAAAGGGCAGUGAGCGGAAUCCAGUUUUACUGAUUGAAAACUGUGAAGGGGGAGAAAAAGAAGACGACGAUGAUGAUGAUGAAGAUGAGAGACCACCGCUCUGCGCUUCCUCCUCUCUCCUCCAGAUGCGCAAUGUGAGCCUUGGACGACCACAUGAAAAAUGUUUUGUUUUUUUUGCUUUUGUUUAUGACAUUGAAAUGUUAUUAUUUUUGUUUGCUACAA
Polypterus senegalus (gray bichir) is the source of this 1040-nucleotide messenger RNA. RefSeq names its product ETS-related transcription factor Elf-5-like. Gene Ontology annotation, biological process: cell differentiation; regulation of transcription by RNA polymerase II. Gene Ontology annotation, cellular component: nucleus. The record is from RefSeq and is a predicted model, not a curated record. NCBI's taxonomy places the organism in Eukaryota, Metazoa, Chordata, Cladistia, Polypteriformes, Polypteridae. Gene Ontology annotation, molecular function: sequence-specific DNA binding; DNA-binding transcription factor activity, RNA polymerase II-specific. The transcript has 7 exons. The coding region runs from base 91 to 831 and encodes 246 amino acids.